AUCGAAGGAAAGUGCUACGCGUGUUUGCUGUCAGUUUGUUUUGUCAAGUUUUCAGCAAUCUGUUAUUCUCGACGACUCGACGUACUUAUUUAAUAAAUUGUUCGUCAUUAUCCUCGAUUCACGGACUCUUCGUCACAAGUGUCUCAUGGUAUAUAUUAGUCUCUUGGUAAAUAUUCCACACAGGAUCAUCGGGAAAUAAAAAAGAGCUCCCUUGGGCUCCUUUUGUGGAAAUCUUGAAGUUGGAGAACAAAGAUGGAUCAGAGUCAGGUUGUGAAAACACUGUUAUGUCACUCUGGAUUGAACAUAUCUAAAACACUGUCAGGACUUGUAUCUGACUUGGAAACAUCACUGCAAACAGAAUUGACAUACCACUGUAUUGGUAACUUAUGUGAGAAAUUUCAAACUGUGAAGGAGCUACUAGGAGUCUGUAACUGUGACGAGUUUGCAGGGAGUACAACUGAGCAGUUGUCAGAAGUUAUUUCAAACAUUGUAUCUAAGGUGUGUCUUCCAGUCACGGCACUGAUACAUAUCUCACUGGAUGCAAGGCCUGAUUUUCUGGUAUUGUUGGGACAUGUUGGGCACAUCUUAGCAGAGUGUUCUAGACUGGAUCCCAGCACAUUGAUCGUUCUUCUCACAAAGAUUUCUGCACACAUUGACACAUACCUGAAAGAAAGGCCUACAUGCUUUGAUCUGGAAAAAGAUAGCUCCCUUGUGGAUAUUCACACACUACUUGAAGUGUUAAGAACAGUUUUAUCUAUGGUUCAUGUUUCUGUUUGUGAAAAAGACAAACAAGUGUCUGAGCUGACAAAAACAAUAUUUUUUCAAAUUGCAAAGGCAUUAGAUUUCCUGAGUGUUGAUUUGAUAGGUAGUGUGGCUAUCUCAGUGCUUAUAAGGUGCUUAAAAGUGAGCAUUGAAGCUGUAGACGUUUUCCUGGAGGUCAUUUGGGGUCAGGUUGUGUAUUUCUCAAGCCAUGAUGAUGAUCGCAAGCAGUAUCUCAUUCUGUGUGGAUUUGCCAAUCAUUUCUUUCCCACGAGUGGGAACUGUUCUGGAUAUGAUAUCAGAAGAAAGGUUCUCUUUUGGAAUAUUCUACAGAAUGGCCUUCAAAGUAAAGACUCUGUGAACAGAAAGAGGGCCUUGUAUUUACUCAAGAGGAUUGUAGACAUCUGUGAAAGCAUUGGUGCCAAUGUAGAAACAGAUCCUGAAAGUCUAACGCUUGGCAGCAAUGAGAAACAUAUUGAACAUCAUAGAGCUGUGUCUGAUAAAGGCAUAGCUGGAUUGGAGGACCAGUUUAAAGAAUUGAAUACGUUAGACAAGGAAAAUGAAGGUUCCAUUAAGGAUGUAAAGAAAGGGGUCACUAGUGCUGCCCCUUUCCCAGUGUUUUGGUGGCACCCCAGCAAGGGUGUGGCCCUUGCCAAGGUCUGGGAGGACUUCAUGCUAAUUGCUGAGGUCUUGGAGGAGAAACAGGUACAUGUCAUCCGACCACUUCUGCCUAGAGUGAAGAACCUGGUAAAGGCGUGUGAAGUGCCAGGCAAUGGUGGUCAUCCAUUGUUGCACACCUCCUGGUUGAAAUCAGUGCUGUAUAGAAGCUCGAGACACGAAAGUCUGCAGAUAAUGCGUUGGGCCUCUGACACGGUGCUCUCCCUUGACCUGAAACAAUGUCCUGUGCUGGAGCAAGGCCUGGAUGAGUACCUGACAGGAGAAAUGCUGUUUUCAUUGAGGGAAGCCAAGUUGUAUGUUAGAGAGCCAGGAAGUCCUGUAGGCUGCAUGCCGCCAAUUGCUGACAAACUGGUGCAGUUCUUCCAGGGCUGCUGGACCUCGCUUUCACCAGAACACAGAGGUGCCUAUUUCUGCAGGACCAUUCAGAAUGUCUGUGAAGGGGAGUGGGGUCCCAUCCCCCUGGUGUUCAUCUGUCGAGGGCUCGCCAGUCUCCCAGCAGCACCUUGCCUUGAUAAAACAACUGUCCUUGCCACCAGGAAGCUUCUCACAGGAUAUCUGGUUGCUGUGGAAACCUAUUUCAGAGGAAUCAUUCAAGUCUAUACAGUCCGAAUCCUGCUGAAGCUGAUUGAUAAAAACAAGGUGUCUUUAGAAGACUUUCUUCAGAUUCUGACGCUGGUAAAGCGAGAUGAAUGCUUCCUCAAGGGCACAAAGAUUUGGCAGGAGACUGUGGACUUCUUGGCAGGGGAGGAAAUCUCUGACCCCAACUCCAAGGGUGUGGCCUAUGAAGCAAUUGGUACAGACAUUGGCCCCGCCUCCAGCUGGACUGGUCCAGGAGUAAAGGCAAUCUUGGAGCAGGGGCUGACCAAAUAUCUGGACACUGAACUAGAUUCCAGAUAUAGCUCUGCUGACCACAUACCUGCACUAACGGUUGCUAGGUUACUCAUGCUCACUGCCAACGAAUCUAUGGCAACCAAACUCAGAGAUGAAUGCCCCUGUGCAACCCUGAGGCAGGCCUGCCAGAAGAUUGCAGGGAUUGUAAACGCCAUCAACAACCAUGUGUACAUGUCUCAACACAAGGCGGACAAGGCCAUCUUGUUACUUCACUUGCUUAGACUGGAAAUGGGUCUUAUUGGAAUGGACAAGAUGGAUCCGGCAUCCUUGGUGAUUCAGGACACUGUCACAACUUGUCGAGAUGAACUGCUGGUGUAUAUCAGCAGACGAACUUUGGAGGACUUGAAAGAGAUGGAUGACGUCCCUUUGUUGGACCUCUAUAUGGACAGUAUUGAUAUGGUAGCAAGGGCAGCUACUCUGUCGCCAGUGAAGUUUACAAACCUUGUAAACACAUGCACAACUUGCCUGUCAAGAUUGGCAGUGGAACAGAGUUCAACAUUGCACAGAAAGUUGCAACAAUUAAGCUGUAUGAGCAUUAUGGGUGCUGUUGCCAAUUUCCUGUCAUGUGACACAGCAAAUCAGAGGUACUUGUCAGUGAUUGGUCAGUUUAAGGAGUUCCUUCAAAAGUGGACAAUAAUGACAAGUUUUUCAAAACCUACAGCAGAAAAAAGCCUUAGCCAGCAAGAAUGGGGCAAGCUGGCCUCCCAGUUUCUUCAGAACCAGUGGCAGGUUGUCAUGGUAACCAUAGUUAAAGGUGGAGCCCCUUGGUGUGCUCUGACUGAGUUACUGCCCCUUGCCAUUGAAACACUGUCCGUGGGUGUAGAAGAGACAGCCAUUGUUGUGCUAAAGUGUUUGAGACAGAUAAUACCCAAGGUUGUAUCAGAAGGGAGCUGUCCAGAUGCAAGUUUAUGUCAGAUUCUCGAAAGCUCCUGGGCGUGUGUGCAGGAAGCUCGCAGAAUCCCCUCGUUUUGGAAUGUUUUAGAAGCAUUUGUGCAGGUCGCUUACCUCCCUUGUCUGCUCUCUUUUCCCAAAGAUUCUCUGGUCAUUCAAAUCUGCGGAAUUAUGCAGAUAAGCUGA
Molecule: messenger RNA, 3405 nt
Organism: Dreissena polymorpha
Lineage: Eukaryota; Metazoa; Mollusca; Bivalvia; Myida; Dreissenidae
Product: probable methyltransferase TARBP1
Exons: 16
Coding region: 253-3405 (1050 amino acids)
Biological process (GO): tRNA methylation
Molecular function (GO): tRNA (guanine) methyltransferase activity
Source: RefSeq, a predicted model, not a curated record